This is a messenger RNA of Pelecanus crispus (Dalmatian pelican), 183 nucleotides long. Lineage: Eukaryota; Metazoa; Chordata; Aves; Pelecaniformes; Pelecanidae. The record is from RefSeq and is a predicted model, not a curated record.
AUGGCCAGCAACUCCAGCGCACUGCCCCGGGUGACUUUCCAGACACCACAGAAACCUGGGGAGGGAUCAUCGCACAGGAAACUGGGCAAGUUAACCAUCAAGUACAACCGCAAAGACCUACAGCGCUGGCUAGACCUGGAGGAAUGGAUCGAUGCCCAGCUGCAGGAGUUGUACCAGUGCCGG